Arachis ipaensis is the source of this 2330-nucleotide messenger RNA. RefSeq names its product haloacid dehalogenase-like hydrolase family protein. NCBI's taxonomy places the organism in Eukaryota, Viridiplantae, Streptophyta, Magnoliopsida, Fabales, Fabaceae. Gene Ontology annotation, biological process: rRNA processing. The record is from RefSeq and is a predicted model, not a curated record. Gene Ontology annotation, molecular function: metalloendopeptidase activity.
AUUCCUCUAGGUACCCUCAAGGUCAUCGAUAGGAUAUUGGUGUCCGGGGUGAGUGUCACGUACUCAACGUUACCUCCGAACCAUACCUUGUUCAUGACAUGCUUCCCCGCUUCUCUCAACUCCUUCUCCGCCCUCACUCUCAAUCUCAUCUACAAAGAAUCAUGCCACGUGCCAUCACGUGCUCCACCCAAUGCCAUUAUACCUCUUCUUCCUCUUUGCAUUAUUCCCGUUUCGCUACUCCAUCUAACUCUCGCCGUUCUUCCCUUUCUCUGCCUUCGAAAUGCUCUUCGCUCUUCGCUCGUGGGUUCCACGCUCUGUGCGAAAGAAACGAAGCCAAGAAGAAGCGGUUGGGAUUGGUUGGCGCGGUACGCGCGGGGCAGAGGGAGUAUCGGAAGCUGAGGAGGCGAGCGCCGAAGGCGAAAGCGAAACCAAAGGAGUUAGAACUCUGCGUUGAUAUUUGCAUCGAAGAAGAUUUGCCUGAUGAUCCUGAAGUCUUGAGCAUUGCGGAACUGCUUCGUCUGAAUGCUCCAAUGGCAAUGAAGCUUGCAUUUGAUGGUUUGAAAGAUUCACGGUAUAAAACUAGAGAUGCUGCUAUAGAUGAUGUUGGUGGGUUUGAAAGCGUAGAAUUAUCAUUGCUUCUUUGCAAUGAUGAGUUUAUUCGAAAACUUAAUAAGGAAUGGAGAGAUGAGGAUCGUGCUACUGAUGUUCUAUCAAUGUCACAACAUAUUCCUGGUCUUAAGCUGCCAAUUCUAAUGUUGGGUGAUAUUGUAAUUUCUGUUGAGACAGCUGCAAGACAAGCAGAGGAAAGAGGGCACACUCUUGUUGAUGAGAUCCGUAUCCUCAUGGUUCAUGGCUUGUUACAUCUUUUGGGAUUUGAUCAUGAAUUAAGUGAAGAGGCUGAAGUAGAAAUGGAGAAAGAGGAGGAGCUUCUUUUAAAGAGUCUUGGAUGGAAAGGAAAAGGGCUAAUAAAGAGCACACAUGAAGCUGAAAUAAAUUCAACUUCCCACCAUCACAGUUCUGAUGAUCAACUGUCAAAAGACAGGAAGAAAGAUGGCAGUCUUAGAUUUUACAAACCAAAGUUCAGCUAUAUCUUCUGCGAUAUGGAUGGAACACUGCUUAACAGCAAAAGUCAAAUCAGUCCUGCAACUGCCCAGGCCUUGAGAGAGGCCACUUCAAGGGGUGUGAAAAUUGUGAUAGCUACUGGAAAAGCUCGUCCAGCUGUGAUAGAUGUUUUUAAGAUGGUGGAUUUAGCUGGAAAAGAUGGGAUUGUUUCAGAAUUUUCUCCUGGGGUUUUCUUACAGGGGUUGCUUGUUUAUGGUAGACAAGGGAAGGAAAUAUUUAGGAGCAACUUAGAUCUGAGCGUUUGUCGAGAGGCAUGUAUUUACUCAUUGGAGAAUAAGAUUCCACUUAUUGCAUUCUGUGAAGGCCGCUGCCUCACCCUUUUUCAUGACCCACUUGUUGAUUCACUGCAUACAACAUACCAUGAACCAAAGGCUGAGAUCAUGCCUUCCAUCGAACAUCUUCUGGCUUCCGCUGACAUACAGAAAAUGAUUUUCUUAGACACUGCGAAGAGUGUGGCUAGUACUAUACGGCCAUACUGGUCAGAGGCAACAAAAGAUCGUGCAACUGUUGUUCAAGCUGUGCCAGAUAUGCUGGAGAUUGUUCCAUUGGGAACAUGCAAAGGGAAUGGGGUGAAAAUGUUGCUAGAUCAUCUUGGGGUGACUCCUAAGGAGAUAAUGGCUAUUGGUGAUGGAGAAAAUGAUGUCGAGAUGCUCGAGUUAGCUUCUGUAGGCAUUGCACUCAGCAAUGGAGCAGAGAAGACGAAAGCUGUGGCCAACAUAAUUGGUUGCAGCAAUGAUGAAGAUGGGGUAGCAGACGCUAUCUACCGGUAUGCAUUCUGAGAUGCUGGAAACUAUAUUAGGCAUUUUAUACCAAUACUAGAAUAGAAGAGUCUACAACAUAAACACCAAUUAAAAGGAAAAGGUUAGAGAUGAAGAAAUUGUACCAUUUUAUUUGUAUUAAUCAUUGGAAGAAUUUUUAUAACUAUUCAUUCCUUUGAGUAUAACAAAGGUUUUAUGCCUCAAGAGGCAUGUCAUGUCAAUUGUGCUUUCUCUUUCACAAUAUCUAUUAAAGAAAGGAAUCACAUGCUGUAAUUGUAGCAGAUUGAUGAGUUUUGUUUAGGGCUAUAUGCAUUUGGCAUGAUAAAUAAUUUAGGUGGAUUGUUGAAAUUUGUAGUGAAAGGCCCUAAGGGCAAUAUAGACUAUUGUCAAAUUUUAUGAAUGUACCCAUUAUCAAAAGUUUAGCCACAAUCAAUGUAUCUAUUUAAUUUA